Messenger RNA from Bacidia gigantensis, 2742 nucleotides. RefSeq lists its product as uncharacterized. The transcript has a single exon. Bases 1 to 2742 code for a protein of 913 amino acids. Lineage: Eukaryota; Fungi; Ascomycota; Lecanoromycetes; Lecanorales; Ramalinaceae. The record is from RefSeq and is a predicted model, not a curated record.
AUGGCUUCCACGAACAGUUCAGAUUCUGGCAGGGAGUCUGCUAUUGACAAUCCUGUCUUACCCCCAUACAUGCUUGAUUCAUGGCGCUUUUGGUACCGUGAAGAAGAUCGUACACAAAUUAAUGGUUUUUCGGUGUCCUCUCUUUCCAAAGCUUUCCUUGAACAUCAAAUGAAUCUAUACGAUUCGGCGAAGGCAAAGCAACAAAGCAAGACUGGCGUCCCAUCUUUGACAUCUUCUGUCAUUACCGGCACUCUCGAUGCCCUCGAGGCUUCUCCUAAUCCCGAUCAAGAUGCUAAGACGCUUGCGGAAAACCUCAGCUCAGUGGCCUUCAAAAGGCUUUUGACUGACCCCAAAAUACCGUAUCAGGCUUUCAGAUCUCUGCUCCAGGAGUAUCAGUCCAAUUCAUCUGCGGGAGCUCCGCGUAACGAUGUAGAUGUCAAUAUUGACGGAUUUAUCCUGCAAAAUGAGCGAUAUGUAAGAUCUAGGGGCUUUGCCAACCAAGAUGGGAAGUACCUCCUUGAACUAGAGCAGCUCCCCGUACUUCUCAAUCAAUCAGAAUCACUCGAUACAGAGACAUCCAUGGGGCAGGAUACUUUGAGUUUCAAAAGGGGAGACUUGCCCAAGGGCGGGCUAGAAGUCUUGGAUUACCACCGCAACAUGCACAGAGAAAUGCGGAUCCAUGCCACUCUUGGUUCAUUCACGAAGACUUUUGAGAGAGUGACUGAGAACGUACUACGCGGUCUGGACUGGUCGAAUGUUUUCGUGGCUGGAGGCAUGGUUCUAGCAACUUUACUGCACACUGACCCGAAGGACGACAAAAAGGAUGAGAUCAUCAAGCCUGAUGUUGAUUUAUAUAUCUACGACCUCACUCCAGCCGAGGCUAAUGCAAAAGUUGAGCACAUAUACGACGUCUGGUCGCGAAACCUACCAUCCACCUACUCCGAACGACUUGUUGUAAAGAACGCUAAGACAAUCAAUUUUUUGACGACUUUCCCCGGAAGGCGCCUCCAGAUCGUUUUGAAGUUGCUGCCAUCCCCAACAGAUAUACUUCUGAACUUUGACCUAGAUGCUUGCGCAAUCGGCUUCGAUGGCUCUCGCAUUCUCAUGCUUCCAAGAUUUGUUCGCGCGUUAGAAACCGGCUAUUCGGUCUUCAGAAUGGACUUGAUCUGGGGUCAUCACCUAGGCGAUCGGCGAGCGACCCAGGACCCCCGAGUAUUUAAGUAUGCUGACAGAGGCUUCGGAAUCCGCUUCUUGCCGUCGUAUGCGAAAUCUUUAGAAAGAAAUUUCGAGACAAAUCAGGAAAGAGACCGGCUAGUUGACGGUGAGGGCGAAGACGAGUCCUCAUAUGACUUCAUCCAACGAGCUCGCUGGCCUUAUGGGCCUGAACCUGGCCUAAAGACUUUAAAGAGGGUCGCUUACCUCGGUCGUGACUUUGUCCACAGGUUUUGCUUCGGCGUCAGUCCCUUGGCAAUUUCGGCCGAGGAAUAUUUUAAUGUUCUCUACCAAAAUCACGGUAAUUUACACCAAGACGAUGUCAGUGAAUGGCAAGAGAGAUUUGCCGUUGCUGAAAAGAACAUGCUUGAGGCCGCUGAGCAAAGGGGUUCGCGUCCGCCUUCUAUGGGCUCAAGCCCGCAGAUCAGAUUCUCUGAUCUAGCAGGAAGGAAUGUAUAUCGGCACCUACCUGAUGGAAGGAGGGGGCUCGGUAAUCUCGAGGUCUUCAUGCGAAAUUGCGAAGCAUGGAGACUGAAUGCUAUUGAGCAUAUUACGGUAACCAAAAAUUCUUUUGCAAGCACCGAAUACGACUCGGACGUGUAUGAAGAUGUUCCAAAAUAUGAAUGGGACGCUUCGUUCGAGCCACGAUCAUACGCUGAAGCUAUAGAUGAUGCGAACAAUCGGGUUUUGUGGAGCAACACUAAGGCCGCAAUCUGUAACAAAUUGAUGAUAGACCUCACUUGGUCUGGCUUCGCUGAUUAUGCGACCCGUCGUCUGCGCCGACAAGUCCAUGGCCCAGAUCUUCAAUCUGUGAUGGAUCGGCAGAUCACAAUACCUGUCAAUAUUCCUGCUGCUCUCGAGGCCUUUAUCUCGCAGACUCUCCCUGCGCGAUACCCAGACGUUCCUUCUUUCUUUACGGAAGAUUUCUGUCUUAUUCCCUUGCAUGAUGCUGGCGCCUACAGGCCUGAGGGCACUCCAAAGCCUUCUCUUCGAGAAACGGGUAGCGAACAUGGAAACCUACGCUUCUGGGUCAUCACAAACGACAGCAUGUGGGCUGGCCAGCAUCGAGUGAUAGAUGAAACAUUCGAGCUCCUAUGGGUACUUUUCCACUUGCUCAUGGACGACGCGGAAUCGGUCUUCACUGACGCAGCUGAUAUUGAAUGCGUUUACAAAAUCGCACGUGCCUUCCGGCGAAGGAUCGUUAUGCCAGAGAUGACCGAGGACGAGGAUCUAGGGAUUGGGCUGCCAACUAAGCGAGAAGCACUGCUCUUCAGAGCAUGGGCGUUAGUCUCUCCCAGACUUCACCAUAACCGCUACAGCGAGCCCGAAGAAGAGGGUGCUCACGAGCUGUUUGGGGGAGAUGGGGCCCACAAGUACCCAUUUGACGACAGUCUUUUCUGGAAAGGUGACGAGGAAGAACUGGGAAUCAAGCCGGUCAGGAAGCGAGGUCGAAAUGAUAGCGACGAGGCAUUGGAGACACAAGUGCCCACCAGAUCGCGAUCUAAGGUGUCAUCGGCGGAAGAUGGAUAG